AAAUGCAUUUCAGUCCAUGAGUAACCAAUCCAAGCCGUUUUCUGGCAAACAAAACCUUAUGUGAGCUGAGUGUUGAUAGCCCUCACUGGACCCUUUCUUUUGCUGUGCCCCAGUUUUGCCUGGUGAUUCAGUUGAGAACUUCACAUUGACUCAGAUUAAGGAAAACAGAGAAUCAAUGAAGGUCUUUCGUAUUCUUCUCUCCGAUUGAAAGCUGAUCCAAUACUCUGACCAGUGGCCACUUUAGAUCUCAGGUUACAAUGUACAUGAAACGAGUUUGUCGAAGACAGACUUUGCCUGUUCUGUAGUGUCUUAUACAGUGUGGCUGGAUAUGAUCGUAUCUUUGUAUGUAUUUUGGAAAUCCAAAGCUUGUUUUGGCAGUGUUUGCACCAGACAACCGGAGCAUCUGAAGAAUUGCCCAAAUCAUACGAAAGCUUUCUGAAAGAUGGGUAUGAGGUCCAAGCAGCUAUUUUCACUGACUUGCCUACUCUUUGUCAUCUGCUGCUGUCAUGCUGGAAAUAUCCUAGUGUGGCCUGAGGAUGGCAGCCACUGGGUAAACAUGCAAGUAAUUUUGAGAAAACUCCACAGCCACGGUCAUAGCCUUACCGUGGUGCGUUCGUCUAAAAGUUGGUAUAUCCAAGAGAACUCUUCCUUCUACACCACCAUCACGGUCAACCCAAUGCAGACCGAAGAUGUUGGUGCUGACUACUUCAAGAUAUUGAUAGACAGGUCGUUGACACUACAAAGGAUGUCGCCUUUCUUUCGUUUCUUGGAACAGCAGAAAGAUAUCACCCGCGUACUAAAGGCAUUUCACAAUGGUGCGCUUCAAAUGAUUUCUGCUAUUUUGGACGAUACAGCGCUUGUCGGACGCUUGCGAGAAGCUAAGUUUGACCUGGUGCUAACAGAUCCUGCAUUCCCAGCCGGUGUCCUGUUAGCCAAUUUCCUCCACCUUCCAAUGGUUUACAACAUUCGUUGGAUAAAUGCAGGGGAUGCUCACAUGCAAAUUGCACCCUCACCUCCAUCCUAUGUCCCAAUGUACAAUUCGUUGUUCCAUGACCAAAUGAACUUCCUACAGCGGUCGGAAAAUUUCAUACGUUAUCUGUUCAGCCUUCUUCAGGAACGAUACAUCAUCGUGCCAAUUUACAGCGAGCUGCUUCAGCGUCACUUCCCGCCCGGCACUGAUCUUCUGUCGAUGCAGCUAUCUGCAGACAUUUGGUUGUUGAGAGUAGACUUUGUUUUUGAGUUUCCACGGCCCACCAUGCCUAACGUGGUCUACAUGGGCGGCUUUCAGUGUCAGCCGGCUCAAGCGCUUCCUGCUGAACUGGAAGAGUUUAUGCAGAGCUCUGGAGAGCAUGGAGUAAUCAUCAUGUCCUUGGGAGCAGCAGUCAGUGCUCUUCCUACAGCAAUCACAGAAGCCAUUGCUACAGCCUUUGCUGGGAUCCCUCAGAAAGUUUUGUGGAGGUACCACGGGGAACGACCCUCGACUUUGGGAAGCAACACUUUACUUCUAGAGUGGUUUCCUCAGAAUGAUCUUCUGGGCCAUCCAAAGACUCGCGUGUUUGUAUCUCACGGGGGUACCAAUGGUGUCUACGAAGCUAUUUACCAUGGAGUCCCCAUCUUAGCUUUGCCACUCCUCUUUGACCAGUUUGACAACGUUUUGCGACUCCAGGUUCGAGGUGCGGCUCGAGUGCUUCAAGUCGCAACGCUCACCUCCGAAGAAUUCCUGGAAGCCCUCAAAGAUGUCCUUGAGAAUCCGCUGUACCGAAGCAGCAUCCGCAAACUCUCAGAGCUGCAUCGAGAUCAGCCCUUGUCUCCUCUUGAUAGCGCCACUUUUUGGAUUGAGUAUGUUAUCAGACAUAAAGGAGCUGCUCACCUUCGCUCAGAGGGAAAUAACUUGCCUUGGUACUCUUAUCAUAGCAUAGAUGUGUUGGUGUUUCUACUGACAUUCACUGUGAUUGCUCUUUUGACCUCAGUAUAUGUCUGCAAGCUUUUGUGUUGCAGGAAGUCAAUUAAAAAGAGGAAGGUGGAAUGAACUGAGAUUGAACAUUUGACAUGUACUUUUUGAAAGCUGAUGAAACACUGAAUUAAGUGCAGCAGCCAAAUAUCAGAUAUCAGACUAUGUUCUAAAACAUGUACUGCUCAAGACAUAGGUUUGAUGCACGGGUCAUUCCAUGAAAUCGGUGCCUUUUGUGUCCCUAAGAAAUAAUCAAACAUAGAUUUAAUAUAACAAAUAAAUGUGCAAUUAAAAAAAAUAACAAUACUAUUUAUGCUUUCAUCUCUAUUACAUCAAAAAAGCUAAUUAAAUAUUAUUUUAAAUCACUUAAAUGUGACCCUGGACCACAA
Labeo rohita (rohu) is the source of this 2340-nucleotide messenger RNA. RefSeq names its product UDP glucuronosyltransferase 5 family, polypeptide G1 (gene ugt5g1). Bases 443 to 2029 code for a protein of 528 amino acids. Gene Ontology annotation, molecular function: UDP-glycosyltransferase activity. The transcript has 2 exons. The record is from RefSeq and is a predicted model, not a curated record. NCBI's taxonomy places the organism in Eukaryota, Metazoa, Chordata, Actinopteri, Cypriniformes, Cyprinidae.